Lindgomyces ingoldianus is the source of this 585-nucleotide messenger RNA. RefSeq lists its product as uncharacterized. Bases 1 to 585 code for a protein of 194 amino acids. NCBI's taxonomy places the organism in Eukaryota, Fungi, Ascomycota, Dothideomycetes, Pleosporales, Lindgomycetaceae. The transcript has a single exon. The record is from RefSeq and is a predicted model, not a curated record.
AUGUCACUCUCCGAGCAACCCCCUCCACAAGCAGAGGACGACUCUUCAACAAGCUAUGGUGAUGCGGGAUGGGACGAAGUCGAGCGAAUGGCACAAGCCAUGUCGGCUGAGGACGCCCAAGAAGCCGAUAAAUACCCCUCCUCCAAGACGAUCUCCCGCUGGAUGAACCUCUUCAAUUACUCUCACUUCGAGGCCGUGCAAUUGAUUUCCCAACAGCGGGGAGACCUUACCCGAGACCGCAUCUCUGAUGAACACUGGGAUCUUAUCAAGGAGGAACGUGAGGCAAUAGGGUACGACCGCGAGGCAUACGAACACAGCCUACAUCUUGGCGAGGUCCUCAAAUCGCAGAGCGCCACGAUCCACACUGCUGGCGAAAAUGGCGAGACUAUGACCAUGUUCCGUUUGGGUGGCUUGCUAGACACGGCUAAAAAGGUUCAGGAAGUGGCUGGACUGGAAACCACACCAAGCGUAGUCCAAGGAAUCAGUCAUAGGGGUCCCGCUGAAUUUUGUUGUGUUGACAAGGAUGCUUUCAAGAAUAUCGAAGCGUAUUUGGCCCAGCAGCUGAUUACAAGAAGGGAGCCGUGA